GUGGAUUUUCACAAAUUUUAUCUUUUGUGGAUAAGCAUUUUGUUACUCUUCUACCUUGACUCAUUUUCAUAACUUGGCUUAAAUCUUAUAGACGACAUUUUAUCUGAGCAUAUAUCUUACGAAAUUAAAGAAAUGUAUUAUUUCAAACGAUACAAUUGAAAUAAUUGAGAUACGAAGAAACAUCAUGUCGUUUUCCAGGGUCCCUGGAGCCGAUAAUCUUUACGUUGGAGGAGCCUGGGCAUUGAACCUUGAGGGACAUCGUCAAAAGCUUUACGACCAAAAUGUUACGCACGUACUCUCAGUCAUUAAGUUCUCCUUCGACAAAUGGGGCGAGGAAGCAAAGCGUCUCAAGCAUAUGAGUAUUGAUGUAAUGGACGAUUCAGAUACCGAUCUACUAGUCUACUUUUCAUCUGCAGUACGCUUCAUCGAAAAUGGGUUAUAUCCAUCGGCCAAUGAUGAGGACAAAGAAGCGAGUGAAAAACGACAAGCUAGAGAUGAUGGUACCUCUCCUGGCGGAGUCUAUGUGCAUUGUGCUAUGGGCAUAUCGCGCUCCGUAACCUGUGUGAUUGCUUACUUACUCUACAAAUACCCCCACCGCUUUGGAGGCAAGCAGUUUGUUCCUUCGGUGACCUCUGCAGUUCGACGGCGGCAAACUUCUAAGGAAGCUGUACAGAAAGCCCUCGAGUGGGUCCGCGAGGGGCGCGGAGCAGCUUCGCCUAAUGACGGCUUCAUGCGCCAGCUUGAGAUAUGGUGGGAGAUGGGAUGUCCAGCCGAGAGCGAUAGCGCUGUGGAGCAACAUCCUAUAUACCAGAAAUGGCUAUAUGAAAGAAUGCUUAAAGAAUCCCGGGAUAUACGCCAGGCACCUGAGGCUGAGCAGAUCCGUUUCGAAGAUGAAGUGGAGCUGGGAGAUGAGGCUGCCGAAGCUGAGGCGGAUAAGGCAGAUGGCAGGGAAGUUCGCUGUAAGAAGUGUAGACGUAUCCUUGCGACACCGAAAUUCGUCGUGCCGCACACUCCAAAUCCUACUGAGCGGCCAGAAUCUCCGAAUUGCGCUCAUGUCUUCAUUGAGACUCUCUCCUGGAUGCGACCUGCCUUAGAAGGUGGUGCCCUCGAGGGUCGUCUAUCCUGCCCAAAUGCUAAAUGCGGUGCUACGAUCGGUCGUUUUGCAUGGCAAGGCUUAAGAUGUAGUUGUGGAGAGUGGAUAGUUCCGGCCUUUUCGCUCAACCGGAGCCGAGUUGAUGAGGUAGCUCCGCGUCGUACAGACCCCCCUGCAAUCCGAUUGCCCCCGGGACGGAACGGCAACUUAUAACAGAGUAGAAAAAUUUGUUAAUGAUCGUCAUUGUCACCAUCAUAAGCAUUCCUACCCAGCAAUUCAUCGAGUAAGCCUCCUCUUAUAUUAACCAAAACAAUAAUUAUAGCAUUAGUUCUCACAAUAAAUUAGGUACUUGGCCCAGAGUGAAUACG
This is a messenger RNA of Hypoxylon trugodes, 1461 nucleotides long. Its product is annotated as dual specificity protein phosphatase 12. The record is from RefSeq and is a predicted model, not a curated record. The transcript has 2 exons. Lineage: Eukaryota; Fungi; Ascomycota; Sordariomycetes; Xylariales; Hypoxylaceae. Gene Ontology annotation, cellular component: nucleus. Gene Ontology annotation, biological process: protein dephosphorylation. The coding region runs from base 185 to 1306 and encodes 373 amino acids. Gene Ontology annotation, molecular function: protein tyrosine/serine/threonine phosphatase activity.